AUGCUAUUCACAUAAUUAAUAUAGAAAGUGUUUUGUUAUUAUGAAAGUCGCUCUAUUUGACUAAUUAAUAUAUCGCUUACAAAAUGUCAUAAUUAAUCAGAUAUUUGCUGGGCCAUCGUUUUGACAUACAUGCUCCAAGCAAUCACCAACAUAAGCAAUCCCAAUGACUACGUGGAGUUUCUCUACCAAGAUUUGGUUGUCCAUCUGAAGUUGAAGAAGAAAACCAAGAAACAAGUUCAACCAGGGCUGAAACUAGCAAACCUUCAAAAGGCCAUCGACCACAUAGCACACCCCGGGUUACUUAAAGAGAAGAGUUCGGGAGCUGCAAAGGCUGGGAGCAAAACUGGAUUUCAUGGAAAAUGGCAGUUUCAAACUGAAAUCUCACCUUCAGCUGAUUUCAUCAAGGCCAGAGUCGAACACUCUCCCGUUGCUAUAUCGUUUGAGGUUGAUACAGACUUCCACGAACUUAAGAAGGUUAGUAAGAAAAAAGGAGCUACUUGCGUGCUACGAGACACAACAGAACCACUUGAAGAAGGAGAAGUAGAAGGACACGCAGUACUCAUUGUUGGGUAUGGCUACACGAAAAACAGGCAAUUAUUCUUCUUGGUACAGAAUAGCUGGGGGGACGAUUGGGGCGUGAAGGGCUUUGGAAGGAUCUUCAUAGAUGAGAGUUCCAAGACAACUCUCGUUUAUCCAGUGGUUUAUAUAAGAUUUUAUCAUAUUUUCCGGGCAGUGUAGAACCUAACUUUCGGAUGGUAUAACUUACUACCACUAGUUCGUCCUUUUGUUGAUCAUUGGCUUUUCUUUCCAUUGUAAAAACUUCGAUUAUGACUACUAUGGUUUAUCCAGUGGUUUAGAUAAUUUAUCAUAUUUUGAGGGCAGUGUGGAACCUAACUUUCGGAUGGUAACUUACACUACUAGUUCGUCCUUUUGUUGAUCAUCCAUUGUAAAAACUUUGCUUAUCGUUUAUCCAGAUCAAGUUUAGUUGAUAUUUAUCAUAUUUGGAAGACUGUAGAAUCUAACUUUCGGAUGGUAAUUUUACUACGUACUAGCCUGGCCAAGAGGUUCAUCCUUUGUU
This is a messenger RNA of Brassica napus (rape), 1078 nucleotides long. Its product is annotated as cathepsin B-like cysteine proteinase 3. Gene Ontology annotation, molecular function: cysteine-type peptidase activity. The transcript is spliced from 3 exons. Gene Ontology annotation, biological process: proteolysis. The record is from RefSeq and is a predicted model, not a curated record. The coding region runs from base 130 to 738 and encodes 202 amino acids. NCBI's taxonomy places the organism in Eukaryota, Viridiplantae, Streptophyta, Magnoliopsida, Brassicales, Brassicaceae.